Panthera uncia (snow leopard) is the source of this 2287-nucleotide messenger RNA. It is a transcript of the gene CDK16, whose product is annotated as cyclin dependent kinase 16. The record is from RefSeq and is a predicted model, not a curated record. The transcript is spliced from 17 exons. NCBI's taxonomy places the organism in Eukaryota, Metazoa, Chordata, Mammalia, Carnivora, Felidae. Gene Ontology annotation, cellular component: nucleus; cytoplasm; synaptic vesicle. Gene Ontology annotation, biological process: neuron projection development; protein phosphorylation; exocytosis. Gene Ontology annotation, molecular function: ATP binding; protein kinase activity. The coding region runs from base 541 to 2064 and encodes 507 amino acids.
UGAGAAUGAGCUAGCGGAGGGAGCGGGGAGGUGGGGGAGCACAUCUGGGCGGGGCUAGACUGUGUCCUAUCUAAGGUGGUAAAAGGCCAAUGAUUCUCCAGGCCGCCUCUCCUAGAAAAGUCAUCUUCUCGCGAGCAUUUAAAAUUCCUGCCUGCUGAGGCACCUCAAGGGACUCAGACUGCCUCAUCUGUCUUUUUCUUCCUUGCAAAAGUCCCGUUUGCUACCAUGGGGAUGUACCAAAUGAGACCAAGCAGGGGGACCAAGUGGUGAUCGGCACGCUGGUUACUGAAUGCUGCCCACUUCGGCGCUAGCAAACUUCUAGCAAGAUCGGAACUGAGUACUAAACAACCUCUGCACGUCCCCCUGGCGCCGUUCCAGGGCUGGCGCCACAUUCCCCGGUGGGCGCGCAAUGGCUGCGCCCCCUCCCGCUGCGGACGGGUCUUUUGGUACAGGCAGUCCGAGUCACUGUUCCAGGUCCUCAGGAUCUAGCCGUGACCUAAACAGACAGAAAUCUACCCUGGCGGAGCUGAUCUUCUAGUUAUGGCGGUCGCCAUGGAUCGGAUGAAGAAGAUCAAGCGGCAGCUGUCGAUGACACUCCGAGGGGGCCGAGGUGUGGACAAGACCAAUGGUGCCCCUGAACAGAUAGGCCUGGAUGAGAGUGGGGGUGGUGGCGGCAAUGACCUCGGAGAGGUACCCACUCGUGCCGCUCCUGGGGAACCUCGCUCUGGACGGGGCCCUCUCAGUUCUGCACCAGAAAUUGUACACGAGGACUUGAAGAUGGGGUCUGAUGGGGAAAGUGACCAGGCUUCAGCCACGUCCUCCGAUGAGGUGCAGUCGCCAGUGAGGGUGCGCAUGCGCAACCAUCCCCCACGCAAGAUCUCCACUGAGGACAUCAACAAGCGCCUAUCACUACCAGCCGACAUCCGGCUGCCUGAGGGCUACCUUGAGAAGCUGACCCUCAAUAGCCCCAUCUUCGACAAGCCCCUCAGCCGCCGCCUCCGCCGUGUCAGCCUGUCUGAGAUUGGCUUUGGGAAACUGGAGACCUACAUCAAGCUAGACAAGCUGGGAGAGGGUACCUAUGCCACCGUCUACAAAGGCAAAAGCAAGCUCACGGACAACCUUGUGGCACUCAAGGAGAUCAGACUGGAACACGAAGAAGGGGCACCCUGCACCGCCAUCCGGGAAGUGUCCCUGCUCAAGGACCUCAAACAUGCCAACAUCGUCACGCUACAUGACAUUAUCCACACGGAGAAGUCCCUCACCCUUGUCUUUGAGUACCUGGACAAGGACCUGAAGCAGUACCUGGAUGACUGUGGGAAUGUCAUCAACAUGCACAACGUGAAACUGUUCCUGUUCCAGCUGCUUCGUGGCCUGGCCUACUGCCACCGGCAGAAGGUGCUACACCGAGACCUCAAGCCCCAAAACCUGCUCAUCAACGAGAGAGGAGAGCUCAAGCUGGCCGACUUUGGCCUGGCCCGGGCCAAGUCAAUUCCAACGAAGACCUACUCCAAUGAGGUGGUGACACUGUGGUACCGGCCCCCCGACAUCCUGCUUGGGUCCACGGACUACUCUACCCAGAUUGACAUGUGGGGUGUGGGCUGCAUCUUCUAUGAGAUGGCCACAGGCCGGCCCCUCUUCCCAGGCUCCACGGUGGAGGAACAGCUGCAUUUCAUCUUCCGUAUCUUAGGAACCCCAACUGAGGAGACGUGGCCAGGCAUUCUGUCCAACGAAGAAUUUAAGACAUACAACUACCCCAAGUAUCGAGCCGAGGCCCUUUUGAGCCAUGCACCCCGAUCCUCUUGUCCUUGCGGUAGACUUGACAGCGACGGGGCUGACCUCCUCACUAAGCUGCUGCAGUUUGAAGGUCGCAAUCGGAUCUCCGCAGAGGAUGCCAUGAAACAUCCAUUCUUCCUCAGUCUGGGGGAGCGGAUCCACAAACUUCCUGACACUACUUCCAUAUUUGCACUAAAGGAGAUCCAGCUACAAAAGGAGGCCGGCCUUCGGUCUUCGUCAAUGCCUGACUCAGGCAGGCCAGCUUUCCGCGUGGUGGACACCGAGUUCUAAGCCAGAGACCGAGGCCCCAGCAGGCAGCAGCUGGAGGGAUGCCACUCCCCCUCACAGGGCAGCCCCCAACUGUAUCCUCCUUGCUUGCUGCCUGCCUACCUGCCUGACUCAUGCUCGCCUGCCCACAUGUCCCCUGCUGCCUGUCCAAACACCCGACCAUUGGCCUGUCAACCCACCCAUUGGCCUGUCUGCUGGGUGCUAACAAAGCUCUCAUCGCUCCUUC